Messenger RNA from Dermacentor silvarum, 773 nucleotides. RefSeq names its product transcription factor Adf-1-like. The record is from RefSeq and is a predicted model, not a curated record. Gene Ontology annotation, cellular component: transcription regulator complex; nucleus. The transcript is spliced from 4 exons. Gene Ontology annotation, biological process: regulation of transcription by RNA polymerase II. The coding region runs from base 3 to 773 and encodes 256 amino acids. Lineage: Eukaryota; Metazoa; Arthropoda; Arachnida; Ixodida; Ixodidae.
ACAUGAACUCGGAGGAAUCGAGAGAGGGAAUAGAAGUGGCGCCUAGGCUCAAUUUAAAAUCGGCGCGGCUACAAUAUAAUGAUAAACUGAUAUCAGCCGUUCAGAAGCGCCCCACAAUAUGGGAUUGCAGGAGGACCGACUACAAAGAUCAGAGAAAAAAGACAGCUGCGUGGGAGGAUGUCGUCGCUGAGAUCGGUCGCGACCCAGAAGGUUCCACUGCCCAAGCUCGUUGGAAGAGAUUGAGAGACACGUUCUCCAAGAAACACCGCACCUGGAAGACAGGUGCGCCAAGUGGUUCGGGUGCUAGCGAUGGAAAAGAAGUCCGCUGGCCUUAUUUUAAACUGCUCCUGUUUUUAAAGGAUUUAGUCGAUGUCGGAAGCACUACAAGCAAUCUCCCGCAAGCUGAGCCAGAGAAUGCAGAAGCCCUCCUGAUGAGCAUGUGUCGCCAAGUCGAAUACACACAAGACGAAUCUGGAUCCCAUGGCAGUGAGUCGCCUGUGCCUGGGACUUCCAGCACGACUGAUGAAGAGACGCCAGUUGAAGUAUGCCGUAGUGUUACUCCAAAGAAAACACCAGCAGUCACGGUGAAAAAAAAGCGACAGAGACUUGAUGAAGAAAUUUUAAGUGUAGACAACAUCCUUAAAAAAGAUGAAGACGAGCCUGCCGUAUUUGGGCAGCUAGUCGCGCAUAGAUUGAGAAAUUUCCCUAAACGACAGCAGUCAGAAUUACAAGUUGAAAUACUACAGUUGCUGAACAUGCACGAAUACAGUUGA